AUGGGACAUGGACAGUUGUACCUUUACCUCAUGACAAUUGAUGAUGAGAUACUAGUCCUUCUGGUGUAUGUUGAUGAUAUCAUUAUUUCCAGCUCCUCUUCCAAUGCUACUGAGCAAAUUAUAGAGUUCUUAAAGUCCAAAUUUAGGCUUAAAGAUCUUGGCAAAUUAAAGUAUUUCCUUGGUUUGGAAGUUGCCCAAUCUGAAGCUGGCAUCUCUAUUUGUCAACGUAAAUAUGCUUUUGAUUUGUUAGCAGAAUAUGGAGUUCUUGGUUGCAAGCCUAUCACUACACCUAUUGAUUACAAUCAUAGGUUAAAUAAAGCUACAGACACUGAUCAGUUGGCUAAUGCAACUAAUUACAGGCAGCUUGUUGGUAAGCUUCUAUAUUUGACCUUUUCUCGGCCCGACAUUUCUUAUGCUGUUCAUAUAUUAUCCCAAUAUAUGGAUAAACCCACUCAAAGUCAUUUACAUGCUGCUUUUCGAGUUCUCAAGUAUAUCAAAGGUGCUCCUAGGAAAGGCAUCUUACUUUCUUCUCGAUCUUCUUUACAAUUAAAAGCAAAUAGUGACAGUGAUUGGGGAGGGUGUCCUGAUACUAGGAGGUCUGUCACAGGUUUUUGUGUCUUCCUUGGUGAUUCUUUGAUAAGUUGGAAAUCCAAGAAACAAAUGGUUGUUGCUCGCAGCUCUACUGAGGCAAAGUACCGUGCAAUGGCAGCCACUACCUGUGAAGUAAUUUGGUUACUGUGUUUACUAAAAGAUUUGGGCAUUAAUCAUAUGCAAGCUGUUUCUUUGCAUUGUGAUAAUCAGUUUGCACUACAUCUUUGUAAGAACCCAAUUUUUCAUGAGCGAACCAAACACAUAGAAAUAGAUUGCCAUUUCAUAAGGGAGAAAGUUUUAUCAAGUAUCAUCUCUCCUACAUAUGUUCAUACCAAGUUGCAGUAG
Messenger RNA from Theobroma cacao (cacao), 936 nucleotides. The record is from RefSeq and is a predicted model, not a curated record. NCBI's taxonomy places the organism in Eukaryota, Viridiplantae, Streptophyta, Magnoliopsida, Malvales, Malvaceae.